Periophthalmus magnuspinnatus is the source of this 2628-nucleotide messenger RNA. It is a transcript of the gene nelfb, whose product is annotated as negative elongation factor complex member B. The transcript is spliced from 13 exons. NCBI's taxonomy places the organism in Eukaryota, Metazoa, Chordata, Actinopteri, Gobiiformes, Gobiidae. The coding region runs from base 160 to 1911 and encodes 583 amino acids. Gene Ontology annotation, biological process: negative regulation of transcription elongation by RNA polymerase II. The record is from RefSeq and is a predicted model, not a curated record. Gene Ontology annotation, cellular component: NELF complex; nucleus.
GGGGACUGUACAAAGUCGUUACGCGGGAUGUCUGUGGUUUCCAUUGGCAGAGAAAGUGCAGAAGUGAUUAUUCAUAGCCAAUUUAACUUGUAAUUCACAAUAGAAUUAUUAAUUUAACGAAUGCAUAAGUUGUUAUUUGUGUGAACAAUUAUCGGCAACAUGUUUGCGGGGCUUCCGGAGCUCGGGAUUUCCAACGGAGAGGAUUUAAAGGAGACUCUGACCAACUGCACAGAGCCACUCAAAGCUAUCGACCAGUUUCAGAUGGAAAAUGGCAUCCUGCUUCCCACUCUUCAGUCUGCUCUCCCAUUUCUGGACCUUCACGGGACGCCACGGUUGGAGUUUCAUCAGUCUGUGUUUGAUGAGCUGCGGGAAAACCUCAUGGAGCGAGUGGCCAUUAUAGCAGAGGGAAAAGAGGAGGACAGAUAUUCCAAACUGGAGGAGCUGUUGGAGAAGAGCUUUCCUUUGGUGAAAAUGCCUUCUAUUCAGCCAGUGGUGAUGCAAGUGCUCAAACAUCUUCCAAAAGUGCCGGAGAAAAAGCUAAAAAUGGUAAUGGCGGACAAAGAGCUGUAUAAGGUGUGUGCAGUGGAGGUGAAGAGGCAGAUCUGGCAGGACAACCAGGCGUUGUUUGGAGAUGAGGUGUCACCCCUCCUCAAGCAGUACAUUGUGGAGAAGGAGUCGGCCCUGUUUAGCAGUGACCUCUCCAUCCUCCACAACUUCUUCAGCCCGUCACCCAAAACAAGAAGGCAAGGAGAGGUGGUGCUAAAGUUGACCCAGAUGAUCGGGAAGAACGUUAAGCUUUAUGACAUGGUGCUGCAGUUUCUCCGGACUCUUUUUCUACGAACGCGCAACGUUCACUACUGCACACUCCGAGCUGAACUGCUCAUGUCCCUCCAUGACCUGGACAUCAGCGAGAUCUGCACUGUGGAUCCCUGCCAUAAAUUCACUUGGUGCCUCGACGCUUGUAUUAGGGAGAAGUUUGUUGAUGGUAAAAGAGCCAGAGAGUUGCAAGGCUUUUUGGACGGAGUGAAGAAAGGACAGGAGCAAGUUCUAGGAGAUCUGUCUAUGAUCCUGUGUGACCCUUUUGCCUGUAACACUCUGGUGCUGAGUAUCAUAAAGAACAUACAGGAGCUGCUUAGUCAGGACGCACUGCCCAGGGACAGUUCAGAUUUGAUGCUUCUCUUGAGGAUGUUGUCUUUGGGUCAAGGAGCGUGGGAUAUGAUUGACAGCCAAGUCUUCAAAGAACCUCGUCUGGAUUUGGAGGUAGUGACUCGUUUCCUGCCGGCCAUGAUGUCUGUAGUUGUUGACGACCACAUUCAUGUUGUCGAACAGAAGCUCCCCAGUGAAGAGAAGAGCUCGCUGACGUAUCCCACUGCAUUGCCCGAUGCCUUUAUCAGGUACUUACAGGACAACAGAGUGGCAUGUGAGAUGGGACUAUACUAUGUACUGCACAUUGCCAAACUACGGAACAAGAACGCACUGCAGAGACUCCUUCCUUCUUUAGUGGAGACGUACAACGACAUGGCGUUUGGGGACAUCUUCCUGCACUUGCUGACCGGGCACCUCACUCUGCUCUCAGAUGAGUUUGGGACAGAAGACUUCUGUUCCGUCGUCUUUGAUGGAUUUUUACUCACGUCAUUUUCAAGUAAAGAGAAUGUCCACCGACACGCUCUGCGAAUGCUGGUUCACCUUCACCACAAAGUCCUACCUUCUUACAUGGAGACCCUCAUGAAGACACUGGAGCCUCCCAAACAGUGCAGUGAACCAGUGAAGGAGCUGUACAUCCAGCUGACAGAGAAACUCGAAGCCCAGAAGAAGAGCCCUCCACCAGCCGACGAGCCUCCAUCUUUAGACCUGGGACUGCACCCAGUGAGCGUGCCUCCCUCCAGCUCCACCCCCUCCACACCGCACUGAAGACUAAGGGACAUUUAAACCAACUGACCUGACCUGGUGGCAUUACACUAUGUUGAAAUGCCGGGUUUCAGAUGACAUUACAACUUUCUAUAGGAUUGUAGCGCUUAAUUAAAACAACUACUGUAUGUUCAUCAGUUAUGUGGUUAUUUUUGUCCUUUUCACUAAUGUAUAUGAUUCGUGGUCAACAUUUGUGCAUUUUCCUUUUGGAUAUUUCUUAAACAAUCAAUCAAGAAUACUGGCUUCCUUGAAAUCCUUUGUUUCAUGUGGAAAGAGACUUUACCAUGAACUACGACUUCACCAUAAAAAUUUCCACCAGAUCUAUUUUGAAUUUAUAUGUUUUCAUUCAUUCAUAAAUACAGCUUUCUAUUUUGGUGAGGAGAAAUGGCCUUAUUAAUGAUGUAUUUUGUACAUUUGUUGUUGUCCAAUUUGUUUUAUAGCAGUGUAAUGCGGCCAGAAAAGCAAGAAAAAGUAUCUUUUGGUUUAUCCUGUGAUAAUGUAAAAGUAUCCCGGAAGUUGGUGCCCACUGGUUCACUUUGAUAUAAAAGCAAAUGUGCAACUCUCUCUAGUGUGAGCAGUGUUUGAUGCAACUGCAGUUUCUCUACUGUUACAUUUGGAAUACUGUCCAAACAGAUAUUUUCAUAUAAUUUGGUUUUCACUGAUUGACAUUUUGGUAGUGUCAUAAUGGAACAUGUAAAUAAAUAAUUUCGUAAUACUCAG